AUGGUCAUAACAACGAAUGUUGCGGGUUGGGGAGUGAGCAGGAUCUUAGUAGAUUCAGGGAGUUCCGCAGACAUAAUAUUUGCUGGAACCUUCGACCAAAUGAAGCUCAGUAGAAGCCAGCUUCAACCUUCGAAAUCACCUUGGAUCGGGUUUGGAGGAAAGCAGAUACAUACUGUGGGAAAGGUCGCCCUGCCCGUAUCCUUUGGCACAUUGGAGAAUGCGAGGACAGAGUAUGUUACUUUCGACGUGGUAGACCUGCACUACCCAUACAAUGCCAUAUUCGGGCAGGGGUUCUUGAACAAGUUCAAUGCGGCUACUCAUAUGGGAUACCUGUGCAUGAAAAUCCGGGCUCUGCACGGAGUGAUCACUGUUCACGGAAGUCAAAAGGAGGCAAGGAACAUAGAGAAAGCAAUCUACAAGUCUUUCUGGAACAUAAACUCCGUGGACUCCACGCAACAAGAAGCUUCCCAGCCACCAGACAUGCCAAAGGGGAAGACAGACCUGGCCGAUCAAGAGGAAACGAAAUGUGUCCCUCUGCAGGAGGCCGUUCCAGAUAGGAAGGUCACCAUCUCCGCGACCCUCAGUAGAGAGGAGGAACUCGAGUUGCUGGACGUGCUACAAAAGAAUCAAGAUAUCUUUGCCUGGAGUGCCGCUGACUUGCAGGGAGUCAGCAGAGACAUCAUAGAGCAUUCGCUGGACAUCGAUCCGAGAAUGAGGCCGAAGAAACAGAGACAGAGGAAAAUGUCUGAAGAAAGAACCUUAGCCGCGAAGGUAGAGGUACAAAGACUCCUGGACGCAAAGGUCAUCAGAGAGAUCAUGUACCCGGAAUGGUUGGCAAAUGUGGUCCUGGUCCCCAAGAAGAAUGGCAAAAUGAGAAUAAUGAUGGGGCAGGUUCUUGGAAGUCAGCUGCAGAAAAACAUCAUAGCCUACGUCGACGACGUUGUCGUCAUGAGCAAGCGCAAAGAGGAUCAUAUCAAGGACCUGUAG
Molecule: messenger RNA, 987 nt
Organism: Sorghum bicolor (sorghum)
Lineage: Eukaryota; Viridiplantae; Streptophyta; Magnoliopsida; Poales; Poaceae
Exons: 2
Coding region: 1-987 (328 amino acids)
Source: RefSeq, a predicted model, not a curated record